This is a messenger RNA of Linum tenue, 246 nucleotides long. The record is from the annotation of a GenBank genome assembly. NCBI's taxonomy places the organism in Eukaryota, Viridiplantae, Streptophyta, Magnoliopsida, Malpighiales, Linaceae.
AUGGACUGCGCCAACGACAUACAGAAGGUGCCGGAUUGCAUGGGCCAAAUCAACCGCACCGUUUCCAGCGGUUACGGCCGGGGCGGCGGCGGCGGGCCGAGCCCCGCUUGCUGCAGAGUGGUGAAUGGGCUCGACGACAUCUGCUGGAUGCUUCUCUUCCCGGAGUACUACCCUGCCCUCCCCGCCGCGCUUAAGGCCUUGUGCUCCCGCUCGUCGUCGUCGGUGCCCGCCGGGAGCUCCGGUUGA